Messenger RNA from Owenia fusiformis, 4357 nucleotides. NCBI's taxonomy places the organism in Eukaryota, Metazoa, Annelida, Polychaeta, Sabellida, Oweniidae. The record is from the annotation of a GenBank genome assembly.
AUUUGAUAUUUAGAUCUGGAUUAUUGUAUUCUCAGGGACACUUCUCAUCAUCGGUAUUUGAUAGGAGACUCUCUUGCACCAAAACUCGUUGUUAAUAAAAUAUUGAAGCAACGUGUACAUACAAAGUUUUUGCAGUAGGAGAAUACCAUUAAUAGGUGCUUUGCAGUUGAUACUGGAAUUUAUUUAUCGGAAAUGCAAAGAUAUUAUAGAGGAUAUGGAUAUGAGGAUAUCACUGAUUUAUGAUGGCUGUAUGGAUUAAUUCUGCAUUCAUAAUGGAGUAAGGCAUUGGCCACCAUCAACACUCUGCUCCAUUUGCGCGCCGGACAUUUCCGGACAUUUGGUGGUCAAUAGCUACAUGUUCACGAAAUGACGCUAAUGUGUCCCUUAUGGGAAAAUAUGGUGAUUACAUGUACCUCUAAAUGAAAUAUAAUUCAUAUGAAUUGCUAAGAAUCAUAUUAUUCUUAUCAGAGCCAUGGUAGCUCACCCAGUUUGGACACUGCGAGACUUGUUUAUGAUCGCAGUAAAGUUGCAGCUUUUGACGUCUUUUACGAUGGCCGAUAGAACAAGAACACGACCACGAAGCGACGAAGCAGAAAUGAGGAGAACAUCUGAAUUUAUUACGUCUCAUAAAAAUAGAUCAUCGAAUAUAAUACACACUGUGUCUCCUUCUCCUGUCUUAAUAAAAACUCGGAGUAUCAAAAAUGACGGACGCGAUGAUUCUUCCGCCAUGUCAAAUCUACCUAGUGUUCAAUCAUCUUCAGUACCAGUCAAAGACCCAUCGACUAUACCUAAACGAUCGACUGAUACUGUCAAGCUACGUUUUAAGGCCAAUAAGAAUCGCACGAUUUAUUUAGGUGGACUUUUUGAGCUCUCGGGGGCCAACUUCAUGCAUCACGGUCACUCAGAGCUCGCUGCUGCAAAACUUGCAGUGAAGCAUGUCAACGAGCAGAACAUCAUUCCCGGGUACCAAUUGAACCUCCUCCACAGAGAUACUAAGUGUGAUCCAGGCACGGGUGCAGAUGAAUUUUACCACAUGAUAUACAGUGAUAAUCCCUUGACAAUGGUUUUAGGGUCUGCAUGUUCGGAGGUGACAAAGAUGGUUGGAGAAAUAGUUCCUUAUUGGAAUUUAAUGAUGGUGUCAUUUGCGGCCAGCUCCCCUGCACUUAGCGACAGAGAAAAAUAUCCGACUUUCUAUCGGCUAGCGGUAGCCGACUCUUCGCAUAACCAGGCAAGAAAAAUGCUGAUUCAGCAUUUUGGCUGGACUAAGGUGGCUGCUAUUCACCAAGACAUGGAAAUGUUUUCUCUGGCAAUGAAUGACAUGAUAGGUGUGUUUGAUAAAGCAAACAUUACUGUGAAACCGACCUUGACGUUCAGGCAUGGCAAUGAGGGCAACGAUCUGGAGUCCAAGAUACAAGAACUUAAAGAAGAAGAUGUAAGAGUCUUCAUAGGCAGUUUCCAAGAAAAUGCAGCUCGUCAGGUGUUUUGUCAGGCAUACAAGGCAGGUCUCUAUGGGAGAAGAUAUGUGUGGGUGCUACUAGGGUGGUAUACAGAAGAUUGGUGGCAGGUGGAGGGGGAAACUAACUGUACCAAGCAGGAAAUGGCGACGGCAGUUAACGGAUACAUAGGAGUGGACGGACUCAAUUCUAUCAUCGGACAGAAGCGCUCAAUCUCCGGACUUUCUACUGAGAUGUUUUUCGAGUCUUACAAAAGAUACGGAGGUCCGCGUCCAAUAAGUCCAUUUGCUACAGUGACGUAUGACACCAUCUGGACCGUAGCCUUGACUCUGAACAAUAGCCUCAAGAUGAUGAAAGAGCGCCUGAACCAAAAUAUACCACUGACUGCUUUUAAUUACAAGGGAAACAUGUCAGGAGAGUGGCUACAUACGUUUUUCAGGGCUAUGGGUGACCUAGAGUUUGUUGGAGUUUCUGGACCAGUAUCGUUUAAAGGCCCAGAUAGACGUGGGAUAACUGUCUUUAAACAGAAUCAGAAUGGAACAGAACGAAGAUUUGCCUUGUUUUACCCAGAAAAUAACACACUUGAUUUUAAUUGCUCAGGUUGUGUCGAGCCAAUUUGGAAAGGAGGUCGAAUUCCCGUUGACAGCUAUACGAUCUUAACCCGAGAUAUCGUCAUAGAGGGUCUUACUUUCUUCCUGAUGUGUGGCCUCAGCUUUGCCGGGAUGGUACUUGCAGUCACAUUCCUCAUCUUUAACAUUUACUACAGACGCUUGAAAUAUAUCAAACUGUCCAGUCCUAAGCUGAAUAACGUUGCAGUAGUUGGGUGUCUCCUUGUGUAUAUUGGAGUCAUGUUGUUAGGGGUUGACAACAACGCUGUAUUGGAGCAGGCUUAUCCAGUCGUUUGCACAGUCCGUGCCUUUCUCUUCUCUGCUGGGUUCUCCUUAGCGUUUGGUGCAAUGUUCACCAAAACGUACAGAGUUUAUCAGAUCUUUACUAGGGUCAAUAGGGGCUUACUGAAAAGCAAGUUGCUGAAGGACAAGCAGCUAUUGUUUAUUAUUGGUGCCCUCCUCAUUGUGGAUGUGAUCGUCAUAUCUCUCUGGGUGCUCGUAGAUCCAAUGUACAAGUCUGUCAGCAACUUCACUAUUGUUUCUUCUGAGAAUGAUCCUGACCUGCUCUACAUUCCCCAACUAGCCACGUGUGACUCUGUUCAUAUGAUCAAAUGGACAGGCGCACUUUACGCCUACAAGGGUUUGCUCCUCAUGUUCGGUGUCUACAUGGCAUGGGCGACACGACAUGUCAAAAUCCCAGCACUCAACGAUUCCCAAUAUAUCGGGAUGAAUGUAUACAACGUCGUAACAGUCAGUGUGAUUGUAGUUGCUUUGUCUUCCAUAUUGAACGAGCAACCAACACUAUCAUACGUCAUCAUCUCAUCGUUUGUUCUACUCUCAACCACUGCCAGUCUGUGCCUUUUAUUUGUUCCAAAGAUAUAUUUCAUAAUAAAAUCAGAUGGUAAUCCUAUUAUAACAACGAGUGGACUCAUGGUUGAGGCGAACGUUCGGAGAUUUGCAGUAGAUGAGAAGAAAGAGAUGUAUUACAGAGCCGAGGUUCAGAACAGGGUAUACAAACGAGAACUCGUUGAGCUAGAACAAGAGAUAUGUCGCCUGGAGCGUCUAGUUGAGAUGUCGGAUGACGAAAUGGAUGAGGAGCUGUACUUCCUUUAUCCAGAAGGGAAUGUCGACAGUACGCCAUUACUUAAAAAACGUAUUGAGUAUACAAGACAGAGGUAUGAUUCUAUCUCGGAUGAAGACGAUGUUACAUGUGGUCUGUCAUCGCCAGAUGGUUCAAAAAAUGUCUACAACCACGUGAAAAACAAACGUCGCCAUGACAAAAAAGUAAAACGUCAACUAAAAAGAGGGCGCUCUGAGACUGAGGAUUCUGGAUUCCACACGAUGUCGAUUAAAAAGGCAGAUAUGUUAACAGUUUGUGAAGACCUUACUGACGAUACAACACCACCAUGUACGGAGGAUCCCUCACACGCCUGGAGUAGAUCAACAUCGUUGCCUAUGUGUAAUGCCCCUUCAAAACCACCUCCUAUAGUUCUGAAUAAUAGUAAAGCAAUGAGUGUUAGAUUAAAAGCAGCUGGGUUGGAUCCAGUGGCUGAGACCGAAGCACCUUUUCAUGUAAUAAAAAAUCAAUGUCGAGUGACAGACGAUCAAACUGAACAUAAAUCAGAAAUGUGUAAUCAUGUGACUAAAGCAAAUCCCCCAAAUAAUUUACCGAUUGGUUCACCCUGUUUCAAUCCAGGCUAUCAUAAUACAGGCCAUGAUAGACAUGACAAUCAUAAUACAACUAUCGAAUGCAAAGAUCCAUUCAAACUCCGCAGUGAAAAUCUAGGAGGUACUCCACCACCAGUAACAACUACAUUCCACGAUCCCUGGGAAGUCAAUCCACACCAUAAAGAAACAUACACUCCAAAACAUAUAAGACCGGAACGAAGUCUGAUGUAUGACUUCAGCGAUGACUUCCUUUAUGAAUUACCAUCCAUGAAGCCAGUUGGAAACGUUAUCCAUAAUAAUAAAAUGCCACCCGUCUUCCAAAAUGAUUCUUUUAUAAAACUGGUUGACAUUGCUGAUAACAAACCUGAAUCACAUGCAUGUAUUACAAAUGACCAUAUUCCUGAUACGCUGACACAUGAACAAGAGACUCAGACGACUGAUAUAGACAAAAUCAAUGAUCCUGUGCCAAAUAACAAUGGUCAGGAUAACGCUGUUGCUCAUAAUUGUUUAAAUGAUAGGGGUUUAAAACGUAGAAAAAAGAUAAAGGCACUCCAGGGUGAAUUGGCCAAGAUACAACGAGAAUUGAAGUCCUUAAGUGAUCUUGAAUUUGAUAUUACUUAUGUUUAA